Trichomonas vaginalis G3 is the source of this 1758-nucleotide messenger RNA. RefSeq names its product vesicle docking involved in exocytosis. Gene Ontology annotation, biological process: vesicle-mediated transport; intracellular protein transport. The record is from RefSeq and is a predicted model, not a curated record. Lineage: Eukaryota; Parabasalia; Trichomonadida; Trichomonadidae. The coding region runs from base 1 to 1758 and encodes 585 amino acids. Gene Ontology annotation, cellular component: vacuole; CORVET complex. The transcript has a single exon.
AUGUCAGGCAAGGAUUCCCCUUUUUCGCAGAUUCUUGAGCAGGCAACUACUGAAUUUCAGCAGUUUGCCUCCAGUCUCCCUAAAGGUGCUAUUGGAAUCUAUCCGAAGAAGAUGGAAGGCUAUCUUCUUCGUCUUAUUAACUUCAAAGUCUUUCAAAAGUACUUCGCUGAGCUCACUGAUGCUGAAGGAUGGGCCCCUAAGACACCAACAGGCUGUGUCGUAGCUUUUACACCAAACCAUCCUGAUUACUUAAAAAGAAUUUUAGACAAGUUUUCUACAGCUCCUGAUUAUCAGAAGCAUGUCUUGAUUAUGCCAAGAUAUGGUGAAAGAUGCAGAAAUGUUGUUAAAACAUCAGGAUUGGAUGGACAAAUUAAUAUCGUCGAGUUUCAUGCUGAUAUGGUUCCUGUAGAACCUUACGAGUUCCUUGUACCUGCUCCAGAAACAUUUAAGAGACUAUAUAUUGAUGGCGAUAUCGAUGAUUUAUUCUUAAUUUCUCGUGCAAUUGUCAAAAUCGAAAUUCUUCAUGGUAUGUUCCCAGAAGUUGUUACAUUUGGUGAGAACUCAGAAAGAGUAUCCCAUCUUAUUCAAGAAAUGAAGGCUCAAAUCGGUCUUGGCGCUUUCCAAGCCCAUCCAACUUUCCACAAGAUCAUUAUUCUCGACAGAAUCGUUGAUAACAUGACCCCACUCCUUACCCAAUUUACAUACAACGGCGUUCUUGAUGAAACAAUGAACCCUUCUUACGGACUUCUCAAUUUAACAGAUGAUAUCAAGUCUGACAAGCGCCAGAUCAUCGUUAGUGAUGAUGAUCCAGCGUUCAAAGACAUUCGCGGAAUGAAGCUUCCUGAGGCCAACGCUUUCAUCGCAAAGUGCGGUGAAGAAAUGAACAAAAUUACUCGCGGUGAAGUACUCAAGAAAGGUAUGGAAAUGGCUAAAUUCAAGGUACAGGCCAUGCACGCACAGAGCUUGGCCAACAGAAAGCCUUACUUCGCACUUCAUCUCGAAAUCAUGGCACAUCUUACUCUCGCUAAGGCCAACGAUGAGCUUUUCAAUGAAGCCAUCGGCUUUGAACUCAAUUCCAUCCUCGGAUUCGAACCACCUCUUGAUUUAGCAAAUCGACUCAUCAGAUACGACGAACACUGGUCAGAAGCGCUUCGUCUCUACUGCAUUGCAUCACAAUCCCGCGGUGGCCUGCCCGGAAACAUCAUUAUUCCAUUCAGAAACAAGCUCAUUGCCAGAUUUGGCCUUAGUUUCGUCAAAUACCUCGAACAGAUGGAAAAGAUCGGCCUUCUCACACAACAGAGGACAAUUCUCUUCGUUCCAAUUCCUCGCGCCUUCUCUUUCAGUUCAUCUGCUUCACUUUUCGGAUUAUUACCAAAGAAUUCGAACCAAGAUGUCGUAGAUGACUUCAACAACAAAGACAUUGGCUCCUUCUACGAUGGUUACGUUCCCCUCACAGCCCGUCUCGUCCAACAAGCGACGGAAGGACCAAUUACUAAGUCUAGCUACUUGAAAGCGUUCGAUGCACUGAAUAUCAAGUACAAAGUCAAGACUGUUGUUGACCAGCCUUUCGCUGAAGAGCCAGAUGUCAAGAAGAUACUGGUGUUUAUCAUCGGAGGCAUGACAUACUCUGAAUCCAUCGCAAUCAGAGAAAUUGGAAACAGAAUCUACUCAGGAGGUGUUGAGUACUAUAUCGGAAGUACUUCUAUCAUCUCUGCAAAUAGAUUCCUUAAGGAAAUGUGUCCAAUUAUGCCUGAUUAA